Messenger RNA from Danio aesculapii, 3041 nucleotides. RefSeq names its product ankyrin repeat domain 13 family, member D (gene ankrd13d). The transcript is spliced from 16 exons. NCBI's taxonomy places the organism in Eukaryota, Metazoa, Chordata, Actinopteri, Cypriniformes, Danionidae. Gene Ontology annotation, cellular component: cytoplasm. Gene Ontology annotation, molecular function: protein binding. The coding region runs from base 762 to 2648 and encodes 628 amino acids. The record is from RefSeq and is a predicted model, not a curated record.
CAUACUGAAUGCGCGUGAGGGGGGAAUCCGCACAGCCAAGCCUGCAUCCGAUGCGCUUUUCACAUGGACAUGGAUGGAAAUUAGGCCUCCGUUUGCUUUCGGCGCCGGGGUUACAUCUGCAUUUCCCCACCAGAUCCCCGCAGCCCUGUCGGAAUACAAUGGGAAUAAGCGCUUUCCUCCAUCAGACUACAGUGAGAACAUCAUGUGUCAGCGGACUCCAGCAGCACUAGCCUGAGAUGAGGAGGAUGGUGAUGAUGGGAAGCUAUCUGCUAACUCAAGGAUGCUUUACCGCAAAUAAACCUCCAUGUCAUCUCUGCUCUCGGUUUUACUUCAUUUAAUUGAACGCUUCUCAGUUUUACUUAUACAUUUACAAUCGUUUUAGCGUUGGAGAGAUUUUUUUUUAUAAAGACCUGCAGUUAUUUUGGACUUAAGUUAGCUUCGCUAGCUAAGCAGCUGUUGGUUUGACUGUCAGUGGAUAUUUUCAGGAAACGGAGGGAUUUACAGCCAAACACCGCACUGAUCAGGCCGGUAAAGAGUGUAAACGAGACAUCUGGAGUCCCGAGGGAAUGAAUUCGCUGAGCAGAUUAAACGACACGUCUUGUCAAAUGAAAUGAACGGUCCGUAAAUAAACGCUCGUGGAUUUGUUUGUGUAGAUGCAAAGGUGGCCGCUGCCCAAACAAACAUUUCAUAAAAACCGACCUAAAUUUUAAACUUCAUCCCUUGACACACAAUCUAAACGGUUUUAACACAGAAUAGCAGAAAUGGCUGAAGAGGCGUUUCCUUUACAUUAUCUGGUCUGGAACAAUCAAUAUCUGGAACUGGACCGAGAGCUUCAGAAAAAGCAGCAUGACAUGGAGCGGCUCGAUCCGCGCGGCCGCUCGGCGCUCGAGCUGUCAGUGUGUCUCGGGCACCUGGAGUCCACGCGCGUCCUGCUCAGACACAACGCAGAUCCCACACACAGCAACACACAGGGCUGGACAGUUUUACAGGAGGCCGUGAGCACUGGAGACCCUGAACUGGUGCAGCUGGUCCUUCAGUACAGAGACUUCAGAAGAGCCACAGAGAGACUGGCUGGUAUUCCUGAGCUACUGAGCAAACUGAGACAGGCACGUGACUUCUAUGUGGAGAUGAAAUGGGAAUUUACUAGCUGGGUUCCUCUAGUGUCAAAAGUUUGUCCAAGCGAUGUUUAUCGGGUCUGGAAAAGCGGUUCAUGUUUGAGGGUCGACACCACUUUACUGGGCUUUGAGCACAUGACUUGGCUAAAGGGCAGGCGCAGCUACAUCUUUAAAGGUGGAGAGAGUGGAGCAAUGGUGAUGGAGGUGGACCACGAGAAGCAGGUGGUUUAUACGGAGCCACUGUCUCUUUCUCCACGUGACGCUCCAUCUCUGCUCGCCGCCAUGUUGCCCUCACAAGAAAACACAGCUCAGAGACUGACCUCUCCGAUAGUGUCCACUCAUCUGAACACACGCAACAUCGCCUUCGAGAGAAAUAAGUCUGGGAUUUGGGGAUGGCGCUCAGAGAAGACAGAGGUUGUCAGCGGAUAUGAAGCAAAGGUUUACAGUGCUAGUAAUGUGGAGUUAGUGACCCGUUCUAGGACUGAACAUCUUUCUGAUCAGGACAAGUCUAGAAGUAAAGGGUCUAGAACUCCUUUACAGUCGUUUCUGGGUAUUGCUGAGCAACACAUCUCCAGUACUGGGAGUCAGGUUUCUCAGUGCGCGAGUCCUCAUAAUCCAACAGCAAUCACAGCAGAGGAGUACUUCGAUGCAGAGUUUAACCUAAACGGCAGAGAUAUCGGCCGGCCUAUUGAACUGACCAGCAAAGUGCAGAAGUUUAAGGCCACUUUAUGGUUGAGUGAAGCUCACCCUCUCUCUCUGGCGGAGCAGGUGACGCCCAUCAUUGACCUCAUGGCCAUUUCUAAUGCCCACUUCGCCAAACUGAGAGACUUCAUCACUCUCCGUCUGCCACCUGGAUUUCCUGUGAAGAUAGAAAUCCCCCUCUUCCAUGUGUUGAACGCUCGAGUGACGUUCAGCAAUCUUUGUGGCUGCGAUGAACCCGUCAGUUCUGUUACUGUACAAUCUCCACAAGGAGCCACAGAGGCUGGUGAGACUCCUCCGCCACUGCAGUGUGAAGUGGACCCAUCCGUGUUUGAGCCUCCUCCAGAAUACACUACACUUGGACCGGGCCGCAGUGAACCAAUGAGAGACGAGGAUGACAAUUUACUCCAGUUCGCCAUUCAACAGAGCCUGCUGGAUGCCGGAACAGAGAGUGACCAGGUGACCAUAUGGGAGGCUCUCACUAACACUCGUCCAGUUUCUCAGCCUCCGCUUUAUGAGGAGGACUCUCAGCUGGAGAGGUGUGUGGCAAUUCAAGAGUCUCUGUCUCUGUCGUUGGCUGGAGGGGAGAGUGGAGAGUCAGACUCGGGUCCACCAUUAUCCCCAUCUGAUCCCGCUCUCAGUUCACCUCCAUGUUACAGCUCUCUGACGGAGCCUCGGGCACCUGGAGCGUUUGCGGUGGCCAGCAGUUUUGACGAACAGCUACGCCUCGCUAUGGAGCUUUCAUGCAGAGAACAAGAGGAGAUAGACAGGAAGAGAAGGGAAGAGGAGGAAGAGCUGGAGAGAAUUUUACAGCUGUCUCUCACAGAGAAAUAACUCCAGUACUGCUACAUGUGGGAUUUAAAGGAAUUAUUUAUUGGUUGUGUUAUUAUUUUAUUUUGUGCAAUGUUAAAUUAUUCUUCUUCGCUCUUCAUUUCUUUUACAAAAAUAAUAAAGAUGGACUAGAAAGAGGAACCAAGAGAGAGUGUGCGCCAAGAAUGAAUUCAAAGAGCACGGCAUGAAAACGUGAAUGAGAUCCUCUCGGUUCCGCUGUCUUCUGAGUGAUGAAGGUCAGCUUCAUUGUACAAUGAUACAGAUGAAAAUGUGAAUAUUAUUUAUGGAUACUGACGAUUAUGAUAAUGCAUAAAGUACUGCAAUUACUAUUGCAUAAAAUGAGUUUACUUAUGAUGGAUGAUAACUACAUCAAAGUAUUAAAUGUUGCUCAAACAC